Molecule: messenger RNA, 5262 nt
Organism: Sphenostylis stenocarpa
Lineage: Eukaryota; Viridiplantae; Streptophyta; Magnoliopsida; Fabales; Fabaceae
Source: the annotation of a GenBank genome assembly
AUGCCUAUCACCCAUCGCCACCACGACGACGUCGUGCAACCCUACAACAUCAUCCCCCUCAACACCCCUAUCACUGAUCACCCUUCCCUCCGCUUCCCGGAGGUCCGCGCCGCCGCCGCAGCCCUCCGCUCCGUCAGCGACCUCCGCCUCCCCCCGCGAUGGCAGCCGGAUAUGGACCUCCUGGACUGGCUUGCCCUCUUCUUCGGCUUCCAAAACGACAACGUCCGCAACCAGCGCGAGCACCUCCUCCUCCACCUCGCCAACGCCCAGAUGCGCCUCUCUCCUCCCCCGGAAACACUCGAUCCCUCCCUCCUCCGCUCCUUCCGUUCCAAACUCCUCCGCAACUACACCUCCUGGUGCUCCCACCUCACCGUCAAACCUGCCGUCCACCUCUCCAACCGCCGCUCCGAGAACUCCUCCUCCGAGCAACGACGCGAACUUCUCUACGUCGCCCUCUACCUCCUCGUCUGGGGGGAGGCCGCCAACCUCCGCUUCCUCCCCGAAUGCCUCUCCUACAUCUUUCACCACAUGGCCAUGGACCUGAACAAAAUCCUACAACAUCAUGAUGACGAUAACAACCUUCAUCAACCCUCACUUUGCGAGGAAAGCUUCCUCGACCGCGUGGUGCAACCGAUUUACCGAACCCUACUCUCCGAGGUUGAGAGUAGUAGGAACGGAACCGUGCCUCACUCUAAGUGGAGAAACUACGAUGACAUAAACGAGUUUUUCUGGAGCAAACGUUGCUUUGAGAAGCUCAGGUGGCCUAUUGACAUUGGGAGUGGUUUCUUCGACAAGGGCUUUGGGAAGACUGGGUUUGUGGAACGACGGUCGUUUUGGAACUUGUUUAGGAGUUUCCAUAGGCUUUGGGUUAUGCUGGUGUUGUUCCUUCAUGCUGCUCUGAUUGUUGCGUGGGAGGAUAAAGCUUAUCCUUGGCAUGCAUUAGAGGAUCGUGAUGUGCAGGUUCGGGUUUUAACCGUUUUCUUCACGUGGAGUGCGCUCAGGUUUCUGCAGUCUUUGCUUGAUAUAGUCAUGCAAUGCAGGUUGGUCUCCGUGGAGACAAUUGGACUCGGAGUAAGGAUGGUGCUGAAAACCGUGGUUGCCGCAGCAUGGUUCAUUGUGUUUUUCGUGUUUUAUGGGAAAUUAUGGGAGCAGAGGAACCGCGAUAGAAAUUGGUCUGUUGAAGCAAACAAGCGGCUGAUGACUUUUCUUGAGGUUGCUUUUGUUUUCGUGGUUCCGGAGCUCUUGACUUUGGUCCUUCUUAUUCUUCCUUGGGUUAGGAAUUUUAUUGAGAAUAAGGAUUGGAGGGUAUUUUACUUGUUGUCGUGGUGGUUUCAAAGUAGAGCAUUCGUUGGUCGUGGAUUGAAUGAAGGUCUUAUGGACAACAUUAAGUACACCUUGUUCUGGGUUGUGGUCCUGACCUCGAAGUUUUGUUUCAGCUACUUUUUGCAGAUUAGGCCAAUGGUUGCUCCAUCGAAGGCGGUUUUGGACCUUAAGGAUGUCAAUUACCGGUGGCAUGAGUUUUUUCUGAACGGUAAUGGGUUUGCUCUCGGGAUACUGUGGCUUCCGGUUGUUUUGAUUUAUCUGAUGGAUAUUCAGAUAUGGUAUUCAAUAUAUUCAUCUUUUGUUGGGGCGAGUGUGGGGUUGCUUGCACACUUGGGUGAGAUACGGAGCAUGCAGCAGCUGAAGUUGAGGUUUCAGUUUUUCGCUAGUGCAGUUUUGUUUAAUCUAAUGCCAGAGGAGCAGUUGUUGAAUGCAAGGAGAACCUUGAGUAGCGAAGUUAAGAAUUCGAUUCAUAUGAUGAAGCUAAGGUACGGGUUUGGUCAGCCCUAUAUGAAGCUUGAGUCUAACCAGAGUGAGGCUAACAAGUUCGCAUUGAUAUGGAAUGAGGUAAUUAUGUGUUUUAGGGAGGAGGAUAUCAUAUCUGACCGGGAGGUUGAGCUUCUGGAACUGCCAAAGAACUCUUGGAACGUAAGGGUUAUUCGUUGGCCAUGUUUUCUUCUCUGCAAUGAGUUGCUGCUGGCGCUCAGCCAGGCCAAAGAGUUAGUUGAGGCUUCUGAUAAGAGGCUUUGGCUGAAGAUGUGCAAGUAUGAGUUUAGGCGAUGUGCUGUCAUUGAAACAUAUGACUGCAUCAAGCACUUGCUGUUUCAGAUUAUCAAACCUAAUACCGAUGAGAAUUCCAUAGUGAUGGUUCUAUUUCAAGAAAUUGACCACUCUGUCGAGAUUGGGAAAUUCACUGAAGUAUUCAAAACCACUGCACUUCCCCAGCUCCAUAACAAGUUGGUAAAAUUAGUGGAGUUAUUGAACAAGAAACAAAUGGAUUCUAGGCAAAUGGUUAACACCCUUCAGGCCCUUUAUGAGAUUGUUGUCAGAGACUUUUUCAAGGAGAAAAGGAAUAUUGAACAACUUAGGGAGGACGGUUUGGCUCCACAAAAUCCAGCCUCUUCUGAAGUUCUACUUUUCGAGAAUGCCAUUCAGUUGCCUGAGACUAUCAACGAGAACUUCCAUAGACAGAUUCGGCGCUUGCUUACUAUUCUUACAUCGAGAGAUUCAAUGCAAAACGUCCCAGUUAAUCUUGAAGCCAGACGAAGGAUUGCUUUCUUCACUAAUUCACUUUUUAUGAAGAUGCCCCAUGCCCCCCAAGUUGAGAAAAUGAUGGCUUUCAGUGUUCUAACACCUUACUAUAGUGAAGAAGUAGUUUACAGUAAAGAACAGCUAAGAGUUGGGAAUGAAGAUGGGAUAUCAACCCUGUACUAUUUGCAGACUAUAUAUGAUGAUGAGUGGAAGAAUUUUAUGGAGAGGAUGAGGAGGGAGGGGAUGAAGAAUGAAAGUGAUAUAUGGACUCAUAAACUUGAGGAUUUGAGGUCCUGGGCAUCCUAUAGAGGCCAGACCCUAUCAAGGACUGUUAGAGGAAUGAUGUACUACUAUAAGGCCCUCAAGCUUUUGGCAUUUCUGGAUUCUGCAUCAGAAGUAGAGAUUCGAGAAGGGACACGUGAACUAGUUCAACUGAAUCAAGACAACUCAGAUGAUUUUAGAUCCGACAAGUCACCACCUUCCCCUACAAGUUUAAGUAGAGAAGACAGUUCAGCAAGAUUGUUAUUCAAAGGCCAUGACUAUGGAACUGCAUCAAUGAAAUUCACAUAUGUGAUUGCUUGCCAGAUAUAUGGAGCUCAGAAGGAAAGAAAGGACCCCCAUGCAGAUGGAAUUUUGUAUCUGAUGAAAAACAAUGAAUCACUUCGAGUUGCUUAUGUUGAUGAGGUUCCCACUGGUAGGGGUGAGAAGGAGUAUUAUUCUGUUCUUGUUAAGUAUGACCAACAAUUGGACAAGGAAGUAGAAAUUUACCGUGUGAAGUUGCCAGGUCCCAUAAAACUCGGAGAAGGAAAGCCAGAGAAUCAAAACCACGCCAUAAUCUUCACUCGCGGGGAUGCAGUUCAGACCAUUGAUAUGAACCAGGAUAACUACUUCGAGGAGGCACUUAAAAUGCGGAAUCUCUUGGAAGAAUACAGGUAUUACUAUGGUAUCAGGAAACCCACUAUUUUGGGAGUAAGGGAACACAUUUUUACUGCCUCUGUUUCCUCUCUUGCAUGGUUCAUGUCAGCUCAGGAAACGAGUUUUGUCACCUUGGGACAGAGGGUUUUGGCAAACCCUCUGAAAGUUCGAAUGCAUUAUGGCCACCCUGAUGUGUUUGACAGGUUUUGGUUCAUAACUAGAGGUGGUAUUAGCAAAGCCUCAAGAGUGAUCAACAUAAGCGAGGACAUCUUUGCAGGCUUUAACUGUACACUUCGUGGGGGUAAUGUCACCCAUCAUGAAUACAUUCAGGUUGGAAAGGGAAGGGAUGUUGGUUUGAACCAAGUAUCAAUGUUUGAAGCAAAGGUUGCUAGUGGAAAUGGGGAACAAGUCCUAAGCAGAGAUGUGUAUAGGUUGGGUCACAGACUAGAUUUCUUGCGAAUGUUGUCAUUCUUCUACACUACAGUAGGGUUCUUUUUCAAUACAAUGAUGGUGGUCCUUACAGUAUAUGCAUUUUUGUGGGGCAGAUUAGUGCUUGCUCUCAGUGGUAUUGAAGCUGCUAUGUUAAACAACACCAACAAUAAUAAAGCACUUGGUAUUAUUUUGAAUCAGCAGUUCUUAGUCCAAAUUGGACUUUUCACUGCCCUUCCAAUGAUUGUGGAGAAUUCCCUUGAACAAGGGUUCCUUCAAGCUGUUUGGGAUUUCUUGACCAUGCAGCUCCAACUUUCAUCAGUUUUUUACACGUUCUCUAUGGGCACGCGUAGCCAUUUCUUUGGAAGAACUAUCCUGCAUGGUGGGGCAAAAUACCGAGCCACGGGUCGUGGUUUUGUCGUGGAGCACAAGAGUUUUGCCGAAAACUAUAGACUCUAUGCUCGCAGCCAUUUUGUGAAAGCGAUUGAACUGGGGCUAAUACUAAUAGUUUAUGCAUCACAAAGUACUGUCGCAACUGACACAUUUGUUUACAUAGGCAUGACCUUCUGUAGUUGGUUCUUAGUUGCAUCAUGGAUUAUGACACCGUUUGUGUUCAAUCCUUCUGGCUUUGACUGGUUGAAAACUGUGUAUGAUUUUGACGACUUUAUGAACUGGAUUUGGUACCGUCAAAGGGUGUUCGCUAAAGCUGAACAGAGCUGGGAAAAAUGGUGGUACGAAGAACAGGAUCAUCUACAGCUAACUGGCAUUUGGGGAAAGCUUUUGGAGAUAAUUUUAGACCUUCGUUUCUUCAUAUUUCAGUACGGUAUUGUCUACCGGCUAGGCAUAGCUGCUGGAAGUACCAGCAUUGCUGUUUACUUUCUAUCUUGGAUUUAUGUGUUUAUUGUGUUUGGGAUCUAUGUGGUGGUUGCUUAUGCCCGGAAUGAAUUUGAAUCAAAGCACCACAUUUAUUAUCGGUUGGUCCAGUCCAUGGUCCUAGUUCUUGCCAUACUUGUGAUAGCUGGGUUAAUGGAAUUCACUGACUUCAAAUUCAUGGACAUUUUUACUAGCUUGGUGGCAUUCAUUCCCACAGGCUGGGGCAUCAUACUGAUUGCUCAAGUAUUCAGGCCGGUUUUGCAGUGCACCAUAGUUUGGAAUGUUGUUGUUUCCUUGGCUCGUUUGUAUGAUAUAUUAUUUGGGAUCAUUGUUAUGGCUCCUGUGGCUCUACUAUCGUGGUUGCCUGGGUUUCAGCCCAUGCAAACUAGAAUUCUCUUCAAGGAAGCAUUCAGUAGGGGCCUUCGGAUAUUCCAGAUAGUUACUGGAAAAAAGUCAUCCGGUAAUUGUGACUAG